This is a messenger RNA of Anopheles aquasalis, 1535 nucleotides long. RefSeq lists its product as uncharacterized. The record is from RefSeq and is a predicted model, not a curated record. Lineage: Eukaryota; Metazoa; Arthropoda; Insecta; Diptera; Culicidae.
AUUUCAGUAAACGGCUGAAGACAACAUUGGUGAGUUUUGAGAAACAAUUGUAAAACGUGUUUCAAAACUGCCACUCUCAUGAAAAAGUAGCAUUAUUGGAUAAACAAUAAAUCCACUCAAAAAACAAUCUCAAAAGAAAUGGAAGGAGAAAAGACGAUUCAGUUUAUGUGUAUAGGAAUUGUAUUCAUCUACGAGUGCUUAAAAUGUAUAAAGUAUAAGAAUGAGUCACUUUGAUAGAUAAAUCAAAAAAAGAAAACAGACGCGAUGCACCUGAUUAAAUGCUCCUAUUGGGUGCUCUUAGCAUUUCUGUCGAUUUCAGAAAUUAUUGCUCUCCGAUUAAAAACAAUGCGCAUCCCAACGUACAAGUUUCGCAGUGAGUCAGCGCUGCUCGAGUGUCAGUAUGAGCUGGACGGUCAACGAAAAGGACAUGGAUCAAAAGAGACCAGCAACCGGCGUCAUCACGGCUAUCCAAGCGAUCACUUAAACGAGUCAGUUGAAGAAGAGGAAAAGUUGUAUUCCAUCAAAUGGUACAAAGACAACGAAGAGUUCUACCGCUACGUGCCAUCGGCUGCUCAGCCGAUCAAGAGCUACAAAAUCGAGGGUAUUCGGGUUGACCCAAACCACUCCGAUGGAACUAAGGUGCUUCUGAAGGGUCUUACGCUUAAAUCGUCCGGUGUCUAUCGCUGUGAGAUCUCGGCCGAAGCGCCCAGCUUCGACUCGGUACAAGGUGAAGGUCGAAUGGAUGUGAUUUACGUCCCUAAAGAUGGACCGCACAUAAGCGAUGGUGAACGGAAGAGCUACCAGAUCGGCGAAACGAUGGAUCUGAACUGCACUUCUGGUCGUUCCUACCCAGCCUCCACACUACAAUGGUACCUCAAUGAUGUUCUGGUGACAGAUCCGAAUAACAUCAUCCACUACCCACCGGUGCAUAAUCAGCAUGGACUAAUCACUACAUUCCUGGGGCUCACCAUGGUUGUCAAUCAUCGGCAUUACAUCGAAGGUACAAUGCGCAUUAAGUGCGUAGCAAGUUUGUCACCAGUGCUUUGGAGAGGCGGACAGGAGAGCAUCGUCCAAUGGGAGCAACCUGCCAUAGAUAAUCGAAUCGCCAUGCUUCUAGUUAACAGCAGAGCAUCUACGCAACAAAGUCAUCUGUUGAUAACAUUCUUAUUCUCUCAUAUGUUAUAUGUACUUUGACAACUACAUGUUUGGGUACGACAUUAUAAUUCUGGUGAGUCGGUAAAAGAAAAGAUUAACAAUGCAAAUGGGUGAAAAUUUGAGUUAGAUAUUAAUCUUUGGCAAUUGGAAAUCAAGAGUUAACAUUCACACUAAUAAUUGUGUUAGUAAAACGGAAUAAUAAAAUAUUUUACAUUGCUUUUAACUAUUUCGCUGUUCAUUGCUUUUUAAUCAAUAUUGUGGAUUGGAAUUACUGGCAAUAAUACUAGCCUGAUAAUCGGACUUUAAACAAUCAUUCAAAAAGGGUUUGUCGAUUGUUGUUAAAUUUGGCUGUAGUGUGGCAACAAGCGUAUUAACCUAGA